This is a messenger RNA of Glycine soja, 2760 nucleotides long. RefSeq names its product F-box/LRR-repeat protein 3-like. NCBI's taxonomy places the organism in Eukaryota, Viridiplantae, Streptophyta, Magnoliopsida, Fabales, Fabaceae. Gene Ontology annotation, cellular component: SCF ubiquitin ligase complex. The transcript is spliced from 7 exons. Gene Ontology annotation, biological process: SCF-dependent proteasomal ubiquitin-dependent protein catabolic process. The record is from RefSeq and is a predicted model, not a curated record. The coding region runs from base 575 to 2500 and encodes 641 amino acids. Gene Ontology annotation, molecular function: protein binding.
ACAUUCUUCUCUCAUGUCCAUGUUUUGUCCUGAGCAGGACGAGAAGACAACCUAAUUCGUGUUAGUUAUUAUUCCCUUGUCAGCCUUGGAUCUUUAAUUUGUUGUUCCCUCCGCUUCAAGAAAAAAAGGACAUUUAUGGCAAAAAAGAGCAGCAGCAUUGAACAAGUUGCGAGAGGAGAACGGGGUGAGGAACACAACACUCAAUUCACAUGGCCGUACCUAGACCCGUACCCCAAGAAAGCGAAAGUGUGAAACACUCACCUACCCUCUGAAAUCUAACAAAUCAAUUCAGUUUUCCCUUCCCUUCCCUGUUUCUAUUCACAUUGUAUUCUCCUCUGUUUUUUUCACUCAACUUAGACAAAAGAGAAAGGAAAAAACAAUGAAUCCAGAGAUAUCUCGUUGCAGGUUACCACUUCGCACGCUCUCUAAACACACGCACCACCCUCUUCUCCACCUCCGCCUCAUGUUCCUCUUCGUUCCCACCUAAACUGUUUCCCUUCAAUUCCACGUCACAAUAACAACCUUUUUUUUUUAAGAAAAAAAACUUAGGAAUUACGAGAUUUCUGAAACCUUAAUGUUGUCUGAAUCCGUUUUCUGCCUCUUGACCGAAGACCUGCUCAUCCGGGUCCUCGAGAAGCUCGGGCCGGAUCGGAAACCGUGGCGGCUGGUGUGCAAGGAAUUUCUCCGGGUCGAAUCGGCGACCCGGAAGAGCAUUCGGAUCCUCCGAAUCGAGUUUCUGCUCAGGCUGUUGGAGAGGUUCUGCAACAUUGAGACGCUGGACCUGUCGCUUUGUCCUCGGAUCGAAGACGGGGUUGUGUCGGUUGUGCUGAGUCAGGGAUCGGCGAGUUGGACUCGGGGACUGAGGAGGCUCGUGCUGAGUCGCGCCACCGGGUUGGACCACGUGGGCUUGGAGAUGCUGAUUCGCGCGUGCCCCGUGUUGGAGGCCGUGGAUGUGUCCCAUUGUUGGGGGUAUGGGGACAGAGAGGCCGCGGCGCUAUCGUGCGCCGGGAGGUUGAGGGAACUCAACAUGGAUAAGUGUUUGGGAGUUACUGAUAUUGGGUUGGCCAAGAUUGCUGUCGGGUGUGGCAAAUUGGAGAGGCUGAGUUUGAAGUGGUGCUUGGAGAUUUCUGAUCUGGGGAUUGAUCUUCUUUGCAAGAAGUGCUUGGACUUGAAAUUUCUCGACGUGUCCUAUCUCAAGGUAGCAAGCGAAUCUUUGAGAUCAAUAGCUUCUCUAUUAAAGCUUGAGGUUUUCAUUAUGGUGGGCUGCUCUUUAGUGGAUGAUGUUGGAUUACGGUUUCUUGAAAAAGGAUGUCCACUACUUAAGGCAAUUGAUGUAUCAAGGUGUGAUUGUGUUAGCUCAUCCGGUUUAAUAUCUGUAAUUAGUGGACAUGGAGGUCUUGAGCAGUUGGAUGCGGGAUAUUGCCUCUUUGAGCUUUCAGCACCUCUUGUUAAAUGCUUGGAGAAUUUAAAGCAGCUGAGAAUAAUUAGAAUUGAUGGUGUUCGAGUUUCUGACUUUAUCCUCCAGACAAUUGGCACCAAUUGCAAGUUGUUAGUGGAACUUGGUUUAAGCAAAUGCGUUGGGGUGACCAACAAGGGAAUUAUGCAGCUAGUAUCUGGCUGUGGCAAUUUGAAGAUACUUGAUUUGACUUGUUGUCAGUUCAUCUCUGAUACAGCCAUCUCUACUAUAGCAGACUCUUGUCCAGACCUUGUCUGUCUGAAGCUAGAAUCUUGUGAUAUGGUGACUGAGAAUUGUCUUUAUCAACUUGGGUUAAAUUGCUCACUUCUCAAAGAGCUUGAUCUUACUGAUUGCUCUGGCAUCGAUGACAUAGCUCUAAGAUAUCUAUCAAGAUGUUCAGAACUCGUAAGAUUGAAGUUAGGAUUAUGCACAAACAUAUCAGACAUAGGAUUGGCACACAUUGCUUGUAACUGCCCAAAAAUGACUGAACUUGAUCUCUAUCGAUGUGUACGUAUUGGAGAUGAUGGGCUAGCAGCGCUAACAAGUGGAUGCAAGGGGUUGACAAAGCUCAACUUGUCAUAUUGCAAUAGAAUUACAGACAGAGGGAUGGAAUAUAUCAGCCAUCUUGGUGAACUAUCUGAUCUGGAGUUGCGUGGGCUUUCAAAUAUCACAAGCAUUGGUAUAAAAGAAGUUGCAAUAAGUUGUAAGAGAUUGGCAGAUUUAGAUUUGAAACAUUGUGAAAAAAUUGAUGAUUCAGGUUUCUGGGCCCUUGCUUUUUAUUCACAAAACCUGCGGCAGAUAAAUAUGAGCUAUUGUAUUGUGUCAGAUAUGGUGUUGUGCAUGCUUAUGGGUAACUUGAAACGCCUGCAAGAUGCCAAACUGGUGUGUCUUUCUAAAGUGAGUGUUAAAGGAUUGGAAGUUGCCCUUAGAGCUUGCUGUGGUCGGAUUAAAAAGGUUAAACUGCAGAGGUCCCUCCUGUUCUCGCUUUCCUCAGAAAUGCUCGAGACCAUGCAUGCACGAGGGUGCAAGAUCAGAUGGGAUUAGCCUGAGCCACGCUAUUAAUCAGUUAUACUUUCUUUUCUUGGAAGCUGAUGCUGCUUCAUUUAAGAUCUUUUUUAUUCAAAAUUUUAUAUUUCUCUUGCAUUUUCUUUUCCUUAAACUCUGUUACCCUAGUGAGAUGCAUACGAGUUCAAUUAGGUGACAUUGACAGAUUUCUAGAGAAGGUAUUUUUUUCACCUUCUAAAGUUAACAUUCUCUCCAAUAAAGCAUAAGGUUACUUAUCUUCGAAUUUAAUCUGAUUUCAA